GCUGCUCAUUACAAUAUCCAGAAUAUGUGUUCGCACGUCAUUUUCAUGUUUUUCGUAAGCGUACGGGAAAUCGAUGGUAGAGGUGACGAGAGCAACAGAAGUGGAAGACUACGACUGCUGGAUUUGGCAGGUAACGAAAGUGCUGGACGGGAACGAGCCAGAGAUUUCGGCACUGUCAAUUAUUCUAUCCAGACUUUACCAAUAGUGGUUAAAGCUGCAGCCCAAAGAAUACAGCACGUGUCUUAUAGGGAGUCCAAGCUGACUAGAAUUCUACAAGAUAGUUUGAACGGUAACACCAAAACCGCGAUGUUAGCCACGUUCUCGCCAAGCUCAGGGUCUUGGAAGGACACCGUAGCCACACUGGAACUAGGACAGCUAAUCUAUAGUUACAAGACUACGUCAACGUCGACAGAAAGCAGGUCAAUUGAUUAACAGAGUUAGAUGAUGAGCUGGACAAAUUGCAUUCUGAACUCGCCCGCUGCCAAAAGAUGCGAAGGAGUUUUCGUCAGCAACCAAACCUUCGAACAAAUGUCAGACGAUACUAACAACAAUAACAACCAAAGAGUUCUCGAACUGGUGGGUAAAAUCGCCGAAUUAGCGAACCACAAGCGUUCGAUUGAUUUGCAGUAUGGCUCCCGACAAUUCUCCUUCCACAAAAAGGGAUUCCCUUGGGAUACUUGUAUGUUUAUCUAGCGGGUGUAUCCCCGGCACGUCCAGUGCUCUGAAUGCUUUGAUAACACUCCUCAAGGUUUUUCGUUGCAUCAGCCAAACGUGUCUGCAGGUCAACGCUCCGGUGCACUUGAUUCUGCAACAACUGCGUGAGAGUGCCAUCCAGUCGACCCAAAGUCGACAAUGUUUUUUCGAGUAUAUUUUGUCCAGAUGUGUUGACCAAUGACGAUCGCCCGGUUUGUAAGACAUCGCGAAAUUCCUGGAAUGGCGUUUACAAAUAAAGGAGUCUUGGUAGAGCUCUACCAAGACUUUUCAAUAUUUGUAAACGCCAUUUUAGAAGCACACAUCGCUAAAGUAAAAGCUAUAAAAGAGCGAAACGCGAAUAUGGCCCUAGCACCAGUACGAGAAUCCAUCAAUCAUUACUUGGAGCAACCGCGCAAAAUCCUGAAUACCUCAAUGGUGAAAAUAAAAAAUGUUUUGCAACAAGCCGAGUCUAAUCAAUGUCUCGUGCACACUCAAGCAGAGUCAGAUCGGAGCGCUAUACACCAAAAGCGUCAAGCAAAUUGAAGCAACCGUCAAGGAAAAUCUAACUCAAAGAAAUGAGGUAAGUCGGAUUAAACUGUGGUACGUGGUUAAGUUAUUUGCUAUUUAGGAACUUUGCGAUGUCUUACAAAUCGGGCGAUCGUCACUGGUCAGCACAGCUCGACAAAAUUUAGUCGAAAAAUCAUUGCCGAUUUUGGGUCGAAUGGAUGGCACUCUCACGCAGUUGUCGCAGAAUCAAGUGCACCGGAACGUUGACAUACAGACACGUUUGGCUGAUGCAACGAAAAACCUUGAGGAGUGUUAUCAAGGCAUUCAGAGCACUGGACGUGCCGGGGAUACACCCGCUAGACAAACAUACAAGUAUCCCAAGGGAAUCCCUUUUUGUGGAAGGAGAGUGGUCGCGAGCGAUACUGCAAAUCGAUCGAACGCUUGUGGUUCACUAAUUCGGCGAUUUUACCCACCAGUUCGAGAACUUUUUGGUUGUUGUUGUUAGUAUCGUCUGUCAUUUGUUCGAAGGUUUGGUUGUUGACGAAAACUCCUUCGCAUCUUUUGGCAGCGGCGACGAGUUCAGAAUUCAAUUUGUCCAGCUCAUCAUCUACCUCUGUUAAUCAAUUGACCUGCUUUUUGUCGACGUUGACGUAAGUCUUGUAACUAUAGAUUAGCUGUCCUAGUUCCAGUGUGGCUACGGUGUCUUUCCAAGAGCCUGAUCUUGGCAAGAACGUGGCAAUCAUUCCGGUUUUGGUGUUACCGUUCAAACUAUCUUGUAUAAUUCUAGUCAGCUUGGACUCCCUAUAAGACACGUGCUGUAUUCUUUGGGCUACAGCUUUAAUCACUAUUGGUAAAGUCUGGAUAGAAUGAUUGACGUUGCCGAAAUCUCGGGCUCGUACCCGUCCAGCGCUUUCGUUUCUUGUCAAAUCCAGCAGUCGUAGUCUUUCACUUCUGUUGAUCUCGUCACCUCUACCAUCGAUUUUCCGUAGGGUUACUAAAAACGUGAAAAUGACGUGCGAACGCAUAUUCUGGAUAUUGUAAUGAGCAGCAUUUUUUUGACGAGCUCGAAGGCCUAUAGUAAUUCACUCUACAACGUUUGCCGUAGUGACUGUCUUCAACUCUUUCAAACAAACGGAUACUUUAACAAGUGGGUCAUUGUAGAUCCUAAAAUGACGCAAAUAAAACCAUGAACACUGACACGCUGUUCCAAAACUGGAAUAUGAACGGCAACGGCAAUUCACACAAUGGAAGUGAUAAAUAAAGUUGGUAUUUGUUUGAGGAUUGAUGAACAUUUUCAUAUCAAAUUAUUUGAAUAUUUG
This is a messenger RNA of Zophobas morio, 2519 nucleotides long. RefSeq lists its product as uncharacterized. Lineage: Eukaryota; Metazoa; Arthropoda; Insecta; Coleoptera; Tenebrionidae. The coding region runs from base 892 to 1236 and encodes 114 amino acids. The transcript is spliced from 2 exons. The record is from RefSeq and is a predicted model, not a curated record.